UAAUUAGCAAAGAUGGCAGAUGGCAGCUAUUGCUCGCUGUUUCUUUGCUAAAUCAAUAAUAUAUAUAUGACCGAUCUCUUCAUUUCCUUCUCAUCAUAAAAAAAAAAAACAUUCUUCUCUAUCCUUUGCCGAUCUUGCUCAAUUUUGAGAUUUUGAAAGAGAGAAAGAUGGCUGAAUAUACUCCCAAGAACAUUCUUAUAACUGGAGCGGCUGGAUUCAUUGCAUCACAUGUAGCUAACAGGCUUAUAAGAAACUAUCCAGAUUACAAGAUAGUUGUUCUUGACAAACUCGAUUACUGUUCAAAUCUCAAGAAUCUAUUACCAUCUCGAUCAUCAACCAACUUCAAAUUCGUCAAGGGAGAUAUCGGCAGUGCAGAUCUAGUCAACUACCUUCUCAUAACUGAAUCCAUCGAUACCAUAAUGCACUUUGCAGCCCAAACCCAUGUCGAUAACUCCUUUGGUAACAGUUUCGAGUUCACCAAGAACAAUAUUUACGGCACCCAUGUCCUACUAGAAGCCUGCAAAGUUACGGGUCAGAUCAGACGGUUUAUACAUGUCAGCACCGACGAGGUCUAUGGAGAAACAGAUGAAGAUGCGGUUGUUGGUAAUCACGAGGCUUCUCAAUUACUACCCACGAAUCCUUAUUCUGCAACCAAAGCAGGGGCGGAAAUGCUUGUUAUGGCUUACGGUAGAUCUUAUGGUUUGCCUGUUAUAACCACUAGGGGAAACAAUGUUUAUGGACCGAAACAGUUUCCCGAAAAGUUGAUUCCCAAGUUCAUCUUGUUAGCUAUGCAAGGGAUGCCGCUUCCGAUCCAUGGAGACGGUUCUAAUGUGAGAAGCUAUCUCCAUUGUGAUGAUGUUGCUGAAGCUUUUGAUGUUGUUCUUCAUAAAGGAGAAGUUGGUCAUGUUUAUAAUAUCGGCACGACCAAGGAAAGGAGGGUGAUUGAUGUUGCUAGGGAUAUAUGUAAGCUGUUUGAUAAGGAUCCGGAGAAGAGUAUUAAGUAUGUUGAGAAUAGGCCGUUUAAUGAUCAGAGGUAUUUUCUCGAUGAUCAGAAGUUGAAGAAGUUGGGUUGGUCGGAGAAGACUGUAUGGGAAGAGGGUCUUAAGAAGACGAUCGAAUGGUACACGAGUAAUCCAGAUUGGUGGGGCGAUGUUUCGGGUGCACUGCUUCCUCACCCGAGAAUGCUUAUGAUGCCUGGCGGGAUCGAGAGGCAUUUUGAUGAACCCGAGAAGUGUAAUGAUGAUACGACUAAUCAAUUCUCCAGCAUGGUGAUUCCAGAUUCUAAAAGCAAUAAGGCUCCGUUCAAGUUCUUGAUCUACGGCAGGAAUGGAUGGAUUGGCGGAUUGCUUGGGAAGUUAUGCGAGAAGCAAGGGAUUCCUUUCGAGUAUGGAAAAGGGCGUUUGGAGGAUCGAUCUCAGUUGUUGGCUGAUAUUCAGAAGGUUAAACCUACCCAUGUUUUCAAUUCUGCAGGCGUGACUGGUAGGCCGAAUGUUGAUUGGUGCGAAUCGCAUAAACCGGAGACGAUUCGAACGAAUGUGGCUGGGACGUUGAAUUUAGCAGAUGUCUGUAGAGAACAUGGGCUUUUAAUGAUGAAUUUCGCCACUGGAUGUAUAUUUGAGUAUGAUGCUAAUCAUCCUGAAGGGUCUGGUAUUGGUUUCAAAGAGGAGGACACACCUAAUUUUGCAGGAUCCUUCUAUUCAAAGACCAAAGCCAUGGUUGAGGAGCUAUUGAAAGAGUAUGAUAAUGUAUGCACCCUUCGAGUCCGGAUGCCAAUAUCAUCGGAUCUGAGCAACCCGCGUAACUUCAUUACCAAGAUUUCCCGCUAUAAUAAAGUGGUUAACAUUCCAAACAGCAUGACAGUCUUGGACGAGCUUCUACCAAUCUCGAUUGAGAUGGCAAAGAGGAAUCUAAGAGGAAUUUGGAACUUUACAAACCCAGGAGUUGUGAGCCACAACGAGAUUCUGGAGAUGUACAAGAAAUAUAUUGAUGGAGAAUUCAAGUGGAAUAAUUUCACUUUGGAAGAACAGGCCAAGGUAAUAGUAGCUGCUCGUAGUAAUAACGAGAUGGAUGCAUCGAAGAUGAAGAAGGAAUUCCCAGAGUUGCUAGGAAUAAAGGAAUCCUUGAUCAAGUAUGUGUUUGAACCCAAUAAGAAGAACUUUGCAGCUUGAACAUGCAAAAGAUUAUGAUAUAGACAGUUUUGAUUUGCUGCCUCUAGAAAUAUGUUUUAAUUAAAAUUUCCAUGUUUGUCACUGUAUCGGAUAUUAGUUAUUGAAAUUUUCUAUCAUUGUUCUAUUCUAAAUUUGCACCUGA
Impatiens glandulifera is the source of this 2310-nucleotide messenger RNA. RefSeq names its product trifunctional UDP-glucose 4,6-dehydratase/UDP-4-keto-6-deoxy-D-glucose 3,5-epimerase/UDP-4-keto-L-rhamnose-reductase RHM1-like. The record is from RefSeq and is a predicted model, not a curated record. NCBI's taxonomy places the organism in Eukaryota, Viridiplantae, Streptophyta, Magnoliopsida, Ericales, Balsaminaceae. The coding region runs from base 168 to 2168 and encodes 666 amino acids. The transcript has 3 exons. Gene Ontology annotation, biological process: flavonol biosynthetic process; auxin export across the plasma membrane; UDP-rhamnose biosynthetic process. Gene Ontology annotation, molecular function: UDP-L-rhamnose synthase activity; dTDP-glucose 4,6-dehydratase activity; UDP-glucose 4,6-dehydratase activity.